UUUCACAUGUCUGCUGAUGUGCCGGGUUACGAUACUUUUCUAUUCCGUAAUUUAGCACUUGUGUAGAACCACUGUUGUUUAUGCCACAUCGCCUCUGCGGCGUAAACAGGAGCUUUAUUCGAGCGGAUCUUACGUCCUUUAGACGGGCUGCUGACCGAUAUCAGACGUAACGUUACGUAGGUAGCGUACGUGCAUUCCUGAUAACAGGAGCUAACGCUAGCCUGCUGGUGUGUCGAUACAGAGUGACAUAAGUGUUAUUUACAUUAACGUUAGGAUGGGUGAGGAAAUCAACGACAUGCCCAUUCACACAGCCUGUGAAUCGGCUAAUGGCACCAAUAUAGAGGAAAACGGCGGAGCAGUAGAAGGUGUAACAUAUUACACAUUAGAGGAGAUAAGAGUGCACAACAUGAGCACUGACACAUGGCUCAUCAUCAAAGAUAAAGUGUAUGACAUCACGGGCUUCCUCGAAGAGCAUCCGGGAGGUGAGGAGGUUUUGAUAGAGCAGGCAGGCUCUGACGCCACAGAGAGCUUCGAGGAUGUGGGUCAUUCCACCGAUGCCAGGGAGAUGCUCCAGCAGUACUACGUUGGGGAGCUUCACAUGGAUGACAGAAAAAAGGAGACGGCAAAGGAUGAAAAUGUUGCAAACUCAGGAGAGUCCAGCAGCUCCUGGACCACAUGGUUGAUACCUGCUAUUGUCGCAACCAUCGUUGGUGUCAUGUAUCGUUACUACCUGUUUGAACACAAGUCUUCUUGAGCUGGCAUCCUGUUUUCAUCUCAUUCUUUUCAUCUGGAGGCCUUGAAAUGUUUGACCAAAAACCUCCUCACACUGAAUGCGCACAAUUAGGAGUGUCUGCAUCCUCUGCAAGAAGAACAGGAGGUGAGCAGUUUGAUAAAGUACUUUUGAACCAAACAGUCGGGCAGAGACUUUAUUAAAUUGUCUGCCUUCAGUUUCUUUGUAUAUCUUUGUCACUGCCUGAUGUCAUUAAUGCUGUCCUUAACUUAAACUUUCAUAUGCAUUUUAACCAUUUUUGUCACAACUUUAAUAACCCAUUUGCCUGCUCAGAAAAAGAUAAUUUUACCUGCCUGGAAUAAAUGCACCAUCAUUUCAAUUUCUGUUUUUUUUUAAUAAAGUGAAAAAUCUUACUGCUACCAUACAAUACCAAUCAGGAGUUUAUUCCAUACACUCUUUACAGCACUUUUCUGGUUUAAAAUGGCUUGAUUGCAUUUAUCACUUUAUUGUUAAUGCAUAAUCUUUCCAAUUAUGUAGUUGCAGUGUGAAAUCUGUUCUUUUUUUGUUAGUUAUAUUGUAUCCGUGAUUAUUUAAGGUAGAAUUUAUUCUGAUUUGUCCCAUUUUUCUACAGUUCUGUUAUCAGGAAUUUGUGUAAAUGUUCAAACUGCCUGAACCAUAUAUUAAUAUAAAAUGAUGUAGUAUGUAAUAAAACAGUAAUAUUUUGUUACUUAGUUAAAAUUGCUGACAAUGAAUGAUGAGUGAAUACCCUUCAAAGAAGAAGUAUUUCUAAUUUGAUUGUUCGGUUUUUAAAAUGUUCCUCAAUAUGCCAUUUGUUGUUUUUAACUGGUGCUUUUUCACUACUUUGUUUCAUUGUAAUGCAUCUUAACUUUAUGUUUUGGGUAAGUGGUACUGCAGCUGUUGGGGGUUUGGAUUGUAUUCAAUUAAGUCUGGUGUGCGUUUCAGGCCACAGAGCAUACAUAUUAAACUAUUUUAGUUACUCAACAUCAUCUUUCAUUCUCAAGGUUGCUGUUCAGCUGUUAAUGUUAAAUAUGUAAUGGUCAAUAAAAGCCCGGAAAGCAUUUUUUAAUAUCACUCCUAUUGAAUAUCUCAAAAAAGGAUUUGUAUUUCCUAUUACUAUUGAAACAACCAUUUUCCAACUACAAAGACAAUACAAAUUUGAAGUCCAUUUACCAACUACCAUUAAAAACUUCUGGAUAUAACUUGCUGUAUAUGUUUACACGCGACUACAAAAUAACUUUCAGAUGUCAAAAUCUAGUUGUUGGCUUUAACAAUGAAUAUUUGCCUCCUCUUUGCAUUUCAAUUGUCAUUUCUUAUCAUUAAAACUUU
Messenger RNA from Anoplopoma fimbria (sablefish), 2077 nucleotides. RefSeq names its product cytochrome b5. The transcript has 5 exons. Lineage: Eukaryota; Metazoa; Chordata; Actinopteri; Perciformes; Anoplopomatidae. Gene Ontology annotation, cellular component: intracellular membrane-bounded organelle; membrane. Gene Ontology annotation, molecular function: heme binding. The coding region runs from base 275 to 754 and encodes 159 amino acids. The record is from RefSeq and is a predicted model, not a curated record.